Molecule: messenger RNA, 438 nt
Organism: Ostertagia ostertagi
Lineage: Eukaryota; Metazoa; Nematoda; Chromadorea; Rhabditida; Trichostrongylidae
Source: the annotation of a GenBank genome assembly
AUGAACCUGUCGUUCCAGGCGAUCGACGUGGCCGGCAGUACGGCGGCCAUCGACAUGCUGCUGACCCGCCGUGCCGAUCUCGCGGUGAUGGAUACGCGAUCGGUGCUGCUCCACAACGCACGCAACCGCACCCGGCUUCGCGUGAUCGCGACCUCCGGCGCCAACCGCUCACCGCAGUUGCCGAACGUGCCGACACUGGCCGAGUUGGCGGGCGAUCCCAAGCUCGCCUACACGAUCAGCUUCGGACUGUUCGCGCCCGUCAGGACACCUUCGACGGUGGCGGGCCGCCUGACUUCCGCGCUGCUGGGACUGCGCAACGACAGGUCCCUGCAGACCCAGGCGCAGCUCGCCAGCAUCCCGAUGCAGUUCGACGGCCCCUCCGCCGUUGUGAACGCCAUUGCCCGCGACCGCCGUGUCGCCGCGGACCUCGCCCGCUAG